CCCGGCGGCGCCGCGGCCCCACCCUCGUGCGCAGGCGCGGAACCGUUGCCUGCUGAGCGGUUGUGGGGCGAGCGUUUUGCUGCUUGUGGUUUGGCCAGCUUGACAUCCUGGCGACCGCCAAACCUCCGUGCCGCGCCUCCUUGGCCGCGGCGGCCCAAGCCUCCCCCGAAGUGACACUCGUGGUGGUAGUCCACGGUGGCGGAGCCAGCAACAUUUCGGACAUCCGGAAAGACCGGGUGCGCGAGGGCAUUGCCAAAGCGGCAACCGAGGGCUACAACAUUCUCAAGGCCGGAGGGAGUGCCGUAGAUGCCGUGGAAGAAGCCGUGGCUGUCCUGGAAAACGACCCCGAGUUCAACGCAGCCCUUGGAAAAUGCUGUACCUCUUUCUGGCCUCCAUGGUUUCUGCUGAGAAAUCCUUUGUCAUUAUAAUUGGUUUUCCCCUAUAGGUUGUGGGUCUGUCCUGAAUGUAAAUGGUGAUGUUGAGAUGGAUGCUAGUAUCAUGAAUGGGAAGGACCUGUCUGCGGGAGCAGUGUCUGCCGUGCGCUGUGUCGCCAAUCCCAUUAAACUUGCACGGCUCGUUAUGGAAAAGACACCUCAUUGCUUUCUGACUGGCCAUGGUGCGGAGAAAUUUGCAUCAGACGUGGGGAUACCAGGGGUUCCUGCAGAAAAACUGAUCACGGAGAGAAGCAAGAAGCACCUGGAGAAAGAGAAGUUUGGGAAGGGGAUGCAGAAAACUGAAUGCUUUAAAAACUCAGGAACAGUAGGUGCUGUUGCCUUGGACUCCAAAGGAAACGUGGCUUAUGCAACCUCUACAGGGGGGAUUGUCAAUAAAAUGGUUGGCCGAGUUGGAGACUCACCUUGCAUAGGAGCUGGAGGUUACGCAGAUAAUAACAUCGGAGCUGUUUCAACCACUGGACAUGGGGAAAGUAUCCUGAAGGUGAAUCUGGCCAGACUCGCCCUCUUCCAUGUUGAACAAGGAAAGAGCGUAGAUGAGGCUGCUGAGUUGGCAUUGGAUUAUAUGAAGUCAAAGCUCAAAGGUCUAGGUGGCCUCAUCUUGGUCAGCAAAACAGGAGAGUGGGUAGCAAAGUUUACCUCUGCCUCCAUGCCCUGGGCAGCAGUGAAGAAUGGCAAGCUGCAGGCCGGCAUCGACGUUUGUGAAACCAGAGCCAAGGACCUGCCCUAAGCCCCAGAAGAUUGUAACCUGCCUGCUUGCCGGGAAGUGUGAAGUUCAGCUGCCUGGUGUGGAGACCUAGCUUAAUCAAUUAGAUGUAGACAUGGAAAACUUACUCGGUCUGUCCCUCCUUUUGUUUUCUUGAUCACUAAGUCAAUGAAUGCUUGGUUGAGGAUUGGGUUCUGAAGCGAUGGGAGAUGUCUGCCAGUGUUCAGACUAGGGAAGAUGGAAGCCCUGAGGAGGCCUUCUUUCCCAGUCUCCAUCGUGCAAGGCUAGAAAGGAGCUGCUGGAUUUUGGCCCCACAGAACUGCUUCUGAGCUGGGAGUGCUCUUUGGAUUUGGAGAAUGGUUAGGCUGGGAGGGUGUGGGAGAAAGGGCUGAAGAAAG
Meriones unguiculatus (Mongolian gerbil) is the source of this 1556-nucleotide messenger RNA. It is a transcript of the gene Asrgl1, whose product is annotated as asparaginase and isoaspartyl peptidase 1. The coding region runs from base 484 to 1182 and encodes 232 amino acids. The transcript is spliced from 8 exons. The record is from RefSeq and is a predicted model, not a curated record. Gene Ontology annotation, molecular function: asparaginase activity. Lineage: Eukaryota; Metazoa; Chordata; Mammalia; Rodentia; Muridae.